CCCACCUCUCAAAAACUUCAUAUCCUCCGAGAAAUCAUUCCAAAAUGGUCUACACCCUCGUCGUCCACCUCUACGCAAAACCCGACCAAGAAUCCAUCACCAAACUCAUCGAAAAACUCAAAGAAGCUAGUCAAGUCUACUCCAAAGACAAAGAAACUUUAGGAUGGUUCGUAAUGCAAGACCACCUCGACCCCCGCGCCUUCACAAUCGUAGAACGCUACGAAAACGAAGGGAGUCAAAGAUACCACCUCGAAAACCCCUACUGGAAAACUUUUGAUCCUUACGUCGUGCCUUUGCUAGACAGACCGAUGGAUUUGAGGAGGUUGAAUGAAUUGAAUGAUGAGUCGACGCCGGAAGUCAAGGUGGAGAAGGAUGAGGGGUUGUGGGAGAGGGUGAGGGAGUACCAGAAAGCGAAGUAAAUAGGCAUAAGCGAUGCGAAAGGUGUUGUCUGUUUGUGAGCUAGAGUGUCUUGGAGUUCUUAGUAUGUAUUUGCACCCAUGAGGAUGCUAGCACCUGCAACUCCUAGAUGUGAAUGAGGAAGGAGUCGGGGGCGUGUGGAGAAAAAGGGAAUUUCGUGGAUGUAUGCGAGCUAAGCUGUCAGUGAAGGCUUUUGGAAUUUGGAUGACUGGCUUCUGCGUCGGCUUUGGAAAGCAUUGAGGAGCGCCGGAAGAGACGUGCAAACGAGGCAGGAAUGCAGCUUUUAUCACGUUCCAAAAAGCUCCCUUGAGCUCAAGCUUAGG
This is a messenger RNA of Pseudocercospora fijiensis CIRAD86, 740 nucleotides long. RefSeq lists its product as uncharacterized. The transcript is spliced from 3 exons. Bases 45 to 419 code for a protein of 124 amino acids. NCBI's taxonomy places the organism in Eukaryota, Fungi, Ascomycota, Dothideomycetes, Mycosphaerellales, Mycosphaerellaceae. The record is from RefSeq and is a predicted model, not a curated record.